This is a messenger RNA of Ixodes scapularis (black-legged tick), 4692 nucleotides long. It is a transcript of the gene Nup154, whose product is annotated as nuclear pore complex protein Nup155. Gene Ontology annotation, cellular component: nuclear pore inner ring; nuclear pore. Lineage: Eukaryota; Metazoa; Arthropoda; Arachnida; Ixodida; Ixodidae. The record is from RefSeq and is a predicted model, not a curated record. The coding region runs from base 364 to 4497 and encodes 1377 amino acids. The transcript is spliced from 5 exons. Gene Ontology annotation, molecular function: structural constituent of nuclear pore. Gene Ontology annotation, biological process: protein import into nucleus; RNA export from nucleus; protein localization to nuclear inner membrane.
GGCGCAAGCUGUCGCCUAUUUAAUGGAUGAAGUAAUUUGUCACUCGAGUAUCUAUGUAUCAAAUUAAAAAAAAAAAAACAGUUUCUAGGGGGCGAAACACACCGCCCAAAUAAAACAAAGUUUUGUCAUAUUUAUCUAUUCAUCGACGUCCUAACUUUUUUUCAGUCGCUUUUACAUCCAUCCAAUCAUACACUCUCGAAAGCUCGAAAAGGGCGCCCGUUGUCGGAUAAACAAGGCACGUGAACGAGGCAUCAAAACCGGCAUGUCGCGUUCAUCGGUACCGCCAGUACCGCCCCUUUAACCCCAGUUAAAGACAGAAACCCCUCAUCGAAAGCGUCGCGGGACCGCCACCACAAGCCCACCAUGGUCCUCCCACUCCAACGGCUGCCACCGGCGCCGACCGCCGUCAACCAGACCACGCUGCACCCGCAGCACGCCAGAGAAGCCCUCGAAUCCGCCGUCAAAACGGUCGAAAGUGCCCUGCAAUCGGACAGUUCCUACCCGCAGCUCGUCGAACUCUUCAUGACGUACGGGUCGCUGCCGAGCGAGAGUGGUCUCCACGACCUCGACUACCCGGCGGACCCCCUGGGCGCCGCGGCCGCCGCGCCCGCGGCGCCCGUGCGAAGGAUCCCGCUCCCCGCCGAACUCACCGAGCAACUGUCGCACAUGCAAACGUGCUGUCAGAUGGGCCUCUUUCCCGAGAUCGGACGAGCCUGGCUGUCCGUCGACAGCGAUUUGUUCGUCUGGAGGUACGAGACCGGUGAAGACCUCGCCUACUUCGACGGUCUCAGCGAGACGAUCCUCAGCGCCGCGUUGGUGCGACCGCGACCCGGCGUCUUCAGAAGCCACAUCCACUCGCUGCUGUGCCUCGCGACGCCGGUGGAAGUCGUGCUGCUCGGCGUUUCGUUGCAGGGCAAGGCCGGCGAGGAACUGACGCUCGUUCCCGAGCCCUUGUUUACGGUGUCGUCGGACGGUACGGCGAUGGUGUGCAUCGCCGGUUCGGCGACGGGUCGGAUCUUCCUCGGAGGUCGCGACGGCUGCCUGUACGAAGUGAGCUACUCGGCCGGGGACGGCUGGUUCGGGAGGCGCUGUCGCAAGCUCAACCACUCGAGUUCGGCGCUGUCGUUCCUCGUGCCCGCCUUCCUGAGCUACCCAUUUUUCUCCGAAGAGGAUCCGCUCGUUCAGGUGGUGGUGGACGACUCUCGACAGGUGCUGUACACGCGGUCGGAGCGUGGCUCGCUGCAGGUGUUCGACCUGGGCUGGCCGAGGGGUGACCAGACCAGCCGGGUCAUCUCCGUGUCCCAGGCCACGCUGGUGCAGCUGGCGCAAGCAGCUGCACGCACGGUGGAUGUGGCGAACUUCCGGCCGCUCGUCCACAUCGAGGCGGUGACUAUGAUGGAGUCGCUCCACGUGCACCUCGUGGCAGUCACCCAGGCCGGGGUCCGACUCUACUUCACCACCUCGUCGUCGCAGAGCCCCGAGGCGCGGCCCUCCACCCUUGCCCUGGUGCACGUCCGUCUGCCGCCAGGGUUCUCGUCGCACGCCCCCCUGCAGCGCCUGAGCCCCGUGCGCGCCGCACUCUGCCGCCGCGGCACCGCUGUCUUUGUCGCGGGUCACUCGGACGACCGUGACGUGCUCUGGACGCUCUCCGGCGACGCCUUCCCCUUCCAGCCGCGCCUUAUGGAGACCUCGACUCUGAUGCCCCUGGAUGGCACCACCUGCUGCCUUGCGGAGGCCACGUCGGACGCCGCUCCGAAACCGCUCUGCGCCGUCAACAUCCAGGGCAGCGGUGUCGCUCCGUCGGAGCCUCCCGUUGUCGUGACGCAGCACGCGGAGCGCCCGCGCAAGUUCGUGCUCCUCUCUUCCUCUGGCUGCAGCGUCGUCGAGAAGCCACGUCCUGUUGACCUCCUCCGUGGACUUCUCCGCGAAGGGGCCAACACCGAAGCAGUGCGCUCGUUCUUCACACUCCACGGCGAGGCCCAGGCGAGCGCCACGUGCCUCAUCCUCGCGUGCGGACCAGGCGACACGGCGAUCGCAGAGCGCGCAACACAGGCGCUGUUUCUUCACGGCGGAGAGCCAAAAGCGUCUUGCGUCGAACAGCAGCAGCCGGCCGGCCAGCCUCUUCAGCUGCAGCAGCAGCAGCCAUUGCACCAAACGAGUGCGUUUGGCGGCUUCGGCGGCUCGCAGAUCUGGGCAAGCACGCCUUACCCGACGGCACACGUGCCGCAGGGUCCGCCGCGGGGCUUCUCGCCGCUGAGCCCCGUUGGACUGCCGCCGAACAUGAACAUGUCGCAGCAGCUGGCGUGGCGGCAGGCACAGCCGCCGCCGGGCGGAUCGCCCGCGCCAGCCGUCGCACCAGUUGCAGACGUAGUAUUCUCGGGGCGCCACGACGGAUGCUACCUUUACUUCUCGCGCCUCGUCCGCCCGCUCUGGUCCCUAAAUCUUGUGACGACCGCCGCAAACCAGCCGGACGUGCUGAUGAGCUCCGUCUGCGGAGAAGACCUCUUCAACUACCUCGGCGCCCUCAAUGGCUUGAAGACAUUCCUCGAGCGCACGACUGACUUAGCUGGCGCACAUGUCGCUGACAACCGGAACGCGAUGCUCGGUGGCGCUGCGGCCCGCAGUGCACUCUCAGCAGAAGGCGCGCAGCUCGCGGAACAAGCGCGGAAGAAGGCGCAGUUCGAGGCCGCAUCACGCGAACGUGCCUCCUUGGCGCAUCUCGCCCGCCUCGUUUCCCACACCGUCGAAGUCCUCGGCCUGUGGAAGGUCCUUUGCGACCACCAAUUCCGCACGGUGUCUUCGACACUCCCGCCGGAGCUCCGCGACCAGCUCCGCGGCGCAACGCUGCGGGAACUGCUCCUCUCGGACCGCCAGCUGACCUCCGCGCUCGCCGGGUCGCUGGUGCGCAGCUACCUGGAUGACAACGCCACGACAGAGGCGGUGUCCAACCGGCUGCGCGACGUCUGCCCGUCCCUGUACCGCUCCGAGGACGCGCUCUUCACCAGGGCCCAGGAGAUCCUCCUGGCCGCGAGGACGGAGCGGAGUCCGGCGGACCGACAGCGGAUGCUCUCGGAGGCGCUGGAGCUCUGCAAGAGAGUGGGGCCCCAGCUGCACCUUCCGACGGCAUGCGGACUGCUCAAAGCGUGCGGCCACUAUGCGGGCGCCGUGGACCUCUGCCUGUCGGUGGCCAAGCGCUGCGAUCCGCAAGACCUGGCGUCGCACUUCUACCGGAGGGGUGAGCCAGCGGACGACGAGCGCGGCCGGCGGGUGUUUGCAGCGAGAGCGGAGUGCUACAGGGCUAUCCUGGAACUCUUGUCGGAGCUGAGGCAUCCGCAGCAGCCCUCGGCCGACGCCACACGGUCAGACGUCGAUGCGACCACCCUGUACGAGCGGACCCUGUCGUUGGCUCUGCAGUCGGACGACGAGCUGUUCCACUCGGCGCUGUACAACUGGCUGUGUGACAGCCACCAGACAGACAUGCUGCUGGACAUCCGCAGCCCGUUCCUCGAGGGCUACCUCCAACGGCGCGCCGCGGCCCAUCCGGACGCCGUGACGGGGGCGGAUCUUCUGCGGAAGUACCACGAGCGCUCGGGCAAUUUCACGGCAGCCGCGCGCAUCUCGGCCAAGCUCGCAGAUCGCCACGGUCCGGACCUGUCCCUUCUUCAGCGGCUGGAGUACCUCUCCAGGGCCAUCGUCUGCAUGAAGAGCUCGGAGCCACGCUCGUCCGGUGGGGCGCGGGAGGGUGACUUCUUGCACCAGCUGGAAGAGAAGCUGGACAUCGCGAGGCUACAGGUGAGGGUCCAGGAGGCCCUCAAGCGCCGCAGCGACCUCCCGGGGGCCGGCGAGUCCGCGGCGCGUCUGGACACAGAGCUGUUCGACGUGACGCGGCUGUAUGGAGACUUCGCCGAGCCGUUCGACCUCGCGGAGUGCAAGCUGGCCAUCGUGCGGACGUCGGGCUACGACAACCCAAUGCUCGUGGAGAACCUCUGGCGCAGCGUCCUGGAGAGGGAGUUCCGAGAGAGCGGCGGGCGGGUGGCCCCGCUGUCCAGGAGGCUGACGGAGCUGGCGCGCGAGUACGCCACCGCGGAGAAGUUCUUUCCACUGCCGUUUGUGGUCAAGUUCCUGGAGCUGCGCGGAUGUCACACCGACCUAAACCCGGGGUGGCCACUAGAGCCGCUUCUGGAAGCCGGCGUCUCGUUGGGAAGGCUGCGAGACGCAUACCACGGGCUGUACCGCGGCAAGGACCCGGACUGGUUCGGCAGGCCGCUGCAUCUUCUCAAAGCGAUCGCGUAUCUCGUCCGCGUACUACUCGAGCGGAGGUUGAGGCACAUAGACGGCGGGCCAGAGGAACUGAGGCGCCUCGCAAAUAGGUGCCUCGACGACAUCGCGGGGUACGUGGUAGACCUGCAGUCUAUGGGCAGGGACGCCGAGGUGGUCGCAUUAAUGGACACUUUCAAGGGACUGCAGGCAAGCCUAGAGCAGUUCUUGACUGGGUGAAGCUCCGCGAGUCACGUUUGGGGCAUCUUUGGUGGCCUGUUAUCUCGUUACAUCUUUUUUUCUCAAUUCGUCUAUAUAGCAUUUUAUUUUCGUUUUUAGUUGUUGCGGACGACCGAAGGUGGAAGUGUGUUCCGAGUUGCGAUUGUGGAUUAAUAAAUGCAUUGUGACUGAUUGUAUACAUACGUAUUCACACAA